CUGCAGUGGACAUGGCGUCACUGAAAAGUGUAGGAGUCGAGAAACUUCACCCAUGUAAAUAACGACUGAAGCAAAACUGCGUGUCAAGCUGUAGGUAGGAAUAUAUAGUUUGUAGAUUUUUAAAUACUAUAUUAACCAGCUCGUUUUUUAGUAUGCCCCGGAAAAAGCCAUUCAGCAACAAACAGAAGAAGAAACAGCUGCAAGUCAAACGGGAGAGAAAGAGGGGUGACACAGGUUCUGGACCUAGCAGUCGCAAUGCCAGUGUGGAGCGAGGAGGAGAUCGUCAGUCAGAUACUUCAGACAGUGAGACCACUGAUAUUAGGAGAAUAAACCAGCAGCCUUUUGGUAGAGAUGGGAGACAUGACCCCAACAGGUUCCGACUGCACUUUGAGAAAGAGAGUAAAGAGGAUGUGGAGAAGAGAAAGAAGUUGGCCAUGGAGAAGACGUUGCAGCCAGUCUUAGACAAAGAACUUGAAAUCAACAUCAAUGACAUAUAUCCCUCAGAGAAAGGUCUUGGUUUCCCUCGGCGGCCAUCUUGGAAUUAUGAUAUGACACGAGAGAGCCUGCUGAGGAAAGAAGAGAAGUCAUUCAGAGAGUAUCUUGAUGAUCUGCACUCCAGAAACCCACCAGGCUCUCUCAGCCACUUUGAGCACAAUCUUGAGACAUGGAGGCAGUUAUGGAGAGUGUUGGAGAUGUCCGAUGUCAUUCUGCUCAUUGUGGACAUCAGGCACCCGGUGCUGCAGUUCCCUCCAGACCUGUACCACUACAUCUCAGGAGAGCUGCAGAAGCAGGUGGUUUUGGUGUUAAACAAAGCCGACCUGUGUCCUCCCCCACUCGUGAUUGCCUGGAAACACUACAUGACAUCUCAAUUCCCCCACCUGCAAAUAGUCUCCUUCACCUCCCACCGUGGGCAGCCGUACAGCACAGUGCUCCAGAAGAAGAGGAUGAGGAGGAAGGCUGACUGGAGUAAUGCUGGAGGUCCUUUAGACAUUCUAAAGGCCUGUCGGGAGAUCACAGCAGGGAGAGUCGACCUGUCCAGCUGGGAGCAGAAGAUUCUGAGAGAUGCUAAUGCUGAGAGACAUGAUGGGGAGGAAGCAGAUGAGGGAGCAGAAUCUGUGCUGGUGGAGCAUCAAAGUGACAGCUCCAUGGAGAUGAGCAGCCCAUCAGAGGAGCUCUACAAAGAUGGCAUUCUCACUUUGGGCUGUAUAGGUUUUCCCAAUGUUGGCAAGUCCUCUGUCAUUAACAGCCUGGUGGGGAGGAAGGUGGUGAGUGUGUCUCGAACCCCAGGUCACACCAAAUACUUCCAGACCUACUACCUCACCCCAACAGUCAAACUCUGCGACUGUCCUGGACUGGUGUUUCCUUCGAGAGUGAACAAGCAGUUGCAGAUUCUGGCAGGUAUCUACCCAGUGUCUCAGCUGCAGGAGCCCUACAGCUCCGUAGGUUAUCUGUGUGAGAGGACUCCCUUCCUCUCUGCGCUUAAGCUCCAACAUCCCAGCCUGCUGGAGAAAGAAGCCCACCUAAGAAACGAGGGCUCAAACACAAUGAGCUGGACUGCCUGGGAUGUGUGUGAGGCUUGGGCAGAGAGGCGAGGAUAUAAGACGGCAAAAGCAGCUCGCAAUGAUGUUUAUCGUGCAGCGAAUAGUCUCCUGCGGUUGGCAAUCGAUGGCAGAUUGUGCCUUUGCUUCAGACCACUUGGCUACAGUUGCCUGAGAGAGCAUUGGGAAAAUCACCCAGACCUGUCAGAAAUCAGGGCACUACAAGGAAGGGUGACCGAGGAGGAAGGUGCUGGAGACCGGUGUGACGAGGAGGACGGGGAGUCCAGCACCGAGCCAGAGGAGGAGAGAGACAGGGAUGCAGAUGAUGAUGAGGAUGGAGAUGAUGAGGAUGAAGGGUUUGGGCGUCCAAUGAAGAAUAAUGAAAAGCCAUCUGGCUUCACUGUCAACAUGUACAAUGUCCUUCGGGAAAAUGACUGUGAGUGAUAAAAGACCAGCAGGAAGAGUUAAUUGCUCUUCUCAUUCCUUUCUUUCCUGAAAUGUACAUUCCUUCAUAUUUUUUCUCACAAAUCCACUCCUCAUAUCACUCCCUUCUCCAUACAUUAACAAUACCUGUUCUAACCUGUCUCCCUCUCCCUAUAGUAUACAGAGCAAACUCAUGUAUUCAUGGUUGUGCCUCUGCUCUGCUUGUUCAUUUACAACGCUUGUUCAUUAAUGUUGCUUCUAGCAAAGGGUUUGGUUUGGUUUGGUUUGAUUUCAACUUAUUAUUUUGCAUGAAGUUUUCAAGGAUAAGUGAGCAGGUCAUUUCCCUCAGGCUGGAAUAAUCAACCGACUGGAUUUCAAUCUCUUUAUUGAUAAGUGACCUCACAGCUGAGAUGCCAAAGUUCAGGAAUAGAUGGGGGGGGGGGGGGGGGUACAAUUCACUGUCAAUAUGAUGUCAUUCACUGGAGCAUGGUGGUCAGAGCAGCUUGAGAUUGAAGACCACCCCUCUCCAUCUUCAUUAUCCAGCAAAGUCUGUCUCAACUUUGAUGUUGAAGGGUGGAGCUGUUUUUCAGUAUCACAACUUUAAUAGAGUUUGAUUGAUUCAUUUUUAAUGAACUUGGUUUUGAUUUA
Messenger RNA from Solea solea (common sole), 2609 nucleotides. RefSeq names its product guanine nucleotide binding protein-like 1 (gene gnl1). Lineage: Eukaryota; Metazoa; Chordata; Actinopteri; Pleuronectiformes; Soleidae. The coding region runs from base 153 to 1982 and encodes 609 amino acids. The record is from RefSeq and is a predicted model, not a curated record. Gene Ontology annotation, molecular function: GTP binding; GTPase activity. The transcript has 12 exons.